UACUACUUUCUUCUCCCCUCUCUCUCUCUGGUCAGAAGUAAGAACUAACACAUACACAUGGAUUCCUCAGUACACAAUCAAACAAUUAGCUCUUCUAAAAUUUCCCAGAAAGAACAUCAAUACGACACCUUCCGUCAGGCAAUGAAAUACCCAUCAAAACAUUCUUCUCGUAGAACACCAUCCUUUUCCUCGUCCUCUUCACUCUCCUCAUCAUCAAGCUCCUACAUUCCCAGUGAGCUGGAUUCUCCUCUGGGCCCCGCAACCCCGCUUCGGUUUUCCGGGGUGCCGUUUUCUUGGGAGCAUUUUCCGGGAAUCCCCAAGAAACAAGUUUGCGAGAAAAUUCUGGCGCAGGACCAAUCUUCAUCAACAAAGCUCCUUCCAUUGCCACCAACAGCCAACAAAAAUAAGAACAUGUUCCGUGCUCUCAAUCACAUCAAUAGCGCCAUGAUCAAGAUGAAGAAGACAUCAAGUAAUAUUUCUAGUCCCAAUAAGCAACAAGCAAUAUCGAAAAGCGACGAUCCCUUUUUCGCGGCGCUAGUUGAGUGUUCCAAGGGCGACAAUGACGACGACGACGACGAAGAAGUAGAUCAGGAGAAUGCAAAGCUUUGGAAUAUUGCUAGCACUGGGAAGGUGUGUAGGAGCUUAAGCGACAGGUUUGGUUUCAUCAAUCUUUAUGCAAUGUCUUGCAAGAGAACUUGUGCUGUCGAUGAAUCAAUCAGACAUCUUCCAAAGUCCAACGUCAGAAGUUCUUAUGAUCUAAUUAAAUACCGAUCUCGCUAA
Molecule: messenger RNA, 780 nt
Organism: Morus notabilis
Lineage: Eukaryota; Viridiplantae; Streptophyta; Magnoliopsida; Rosales; Moraceae
Exons: 1
Coding region: 58-780 (240 amino acids)
Source: RefSeq, a predicted model, not a curated record